UCGAAGAACAGCGCACAGGAGCACAGCAGCUCGGUCUCCCCCUUCCGACGGACUCAUAUCAACGAUUGGCGGAUAAUGAAGCAGGGGAAUAAAAUCAAUUGAAAAAUGAGAACAGAAAUACGGAACUAAUGCGAUAAAAAAAGUGUAGUGAUCCGCGAUAAAAAUAAUAUUAGUUCAAUGGUGGUGGUUAUAUCCGUUUGAUAAACAAUUGAAAAACGGUGAUAGUAAAUAAAAUAGAGUAGAGCGGAGCAAUUGCGACGAUUCGAGGGGCGUAGAAGGGUGCAGAGGAGAAAAGAAAAGCUGCACGGGUAGUCCGUCAGGUGGCAACCGAGUGGUGAUCGCUGGUCGCGAUUCGAGCGGCACCUACGUCGUGGGAGCGAGCAAGCGUGGCUAAUCAAGGCACCGAAGAAAGAUGAGCAGCUCGGAGGAGGUAUCCUGGAUUUCCUGGUUCUGCGGCCUGCGAGGAAAUGAAUUCUUCUGCGAGGUCGACGAAGACUAUAUUCAGGAUAAGUUCAACCUCACUGGCCUGAAUGAACAAGUACCGCACUACCGUCAGGCGCUAGACAUGAUCCUGGAUUUGGAACCUGAUGAUGAUUUGGAUGACAAUCCAAACCAAUCGGACCUGAUAGAACAGGCAGCUGAGAUGCUCUAUGGGCUGAUCCAUGCACGCUACAUUCUGACGAAUCGUGGUAUCGCUCAAAUGAUAGAGAAAUAUCAAGCGGGUGAUUUCGGCCAUUGUCCCCGUGUUUAUUGCGAGUCACAGCCGAUGCUGCCGCUUGGUCUCAGUGAUGUACCAGGCGAGGCGAUGGUCAAGAGCUACUGUCCUAAAUGCAUGGACGUUUAUACGCCCAAAAGCUCGAGACACCAUCACAACGAUGGAGCUUAUUUUGGCACCGGAUUUCCACACAUGCUCUUCAUGGUUCAUCCGGAGUAUCGACCGAAGCGUGCCGCUAAUCAAUUUGUACCUAGAUUAUACGGGUUCAAGAUUCACCCGUUAGCUUACCAGAUUCAACAGCAAUCGGCUUCGACAUUCAAAGCGCCCCUACGAUCUUCACUGUACAACAAUGGAAAACGCUAAAAAAUAUCGUUGCAAAUCGAGUGGAUUCAACGAAAUGGAAAAAGAUGAAAAAAAAAUCACACGUACACAUACACACAUGGAAGAAAGCCAACGAUAAAAAGUUGAAGAAAAUCAGACGGUGAAUGAGGCAAAAAGAAGCAGAGGCAAAGAGAGAGAAAGAGAAAGGAACAAAAAUUCGAACGAGCCUGAGAAAAGAUUAGACUUAAACAAUUUUCCCUCUCGUUCCCCGAUGGCUAGAUUUGGAGUUAAAUAUUAUUUUUUUACAUCUGAUAUCGUGAUGAAUUAGGACGUAAUUUAAAAAAAGUUGAAUUCGCGAAAAACGAACUUUCUCAAUCGACCACGAUUAUAAAUAUAUUUUUUUUUAAUUGUUGAUAUCCGGUCGGGAUCUGUGUUUUUAUUUCAGUUUUUCUUUUUUUCGUUGAUACUUUUUUCCUUUGGGUCUCAUUGCAAUUAUAUCUGCCGAAGGGGGGGGGGGAGGUGAGAUUGUCGAGAAAUAUACAUUUUAGUAUCUUCUUACAACACACGCGAAUAAACGACAAAAAAUACAGAACGCCCUGUUCGCCUUAAUUUUUUGCGCUGAAGACAAGUUAUUUUAAACUAGGAAAAGAUUGAAAUAAUAGAAGUAUCAUAGCCAUGGUAAUAAUUAAAUAGGAAAAAAACGGAGCCACGUCGAGCCAUGGCGACUCUUCUUUUCUCCCCCCCCCCCCCUCCCCGCCCCUGCCCCCUCAGUCUCACGUUUAUGUAAUAUGGACGAAGAGCUAACGAAAAUGAAACGGAAGAACAUAGAAUAAUUCAUCGUAGUGUUUAAGAAUUGGGAAGAUUGAUGGAGAAGCGAUUGAAAAAUAAACAAAACGACGAAGAAACAAAGGAGCAAUUUUAACUCCGAUAUAAAUGAACAAUUGAAGUGGAUCGUUGAAUUCCGAUCGCCAUCAAGGUAGUUCCUAACUUUUUUAGGCGAGUCCUUAAAAAUGCGAUUUUGUGAACAACUAGAACGAACUCCACAUGGAAUUGUUUCUUUUGCUUGUGCGAGUUGGUGAAAGGUGUAUAAAAAAAAAGAGGGAAGAAAAAUCAGUUAAGAAAACGUUGAAAUAACCGUGUUUGAUAAGCAUAAUUUAUAAAUUAACUUGAUAAUAGAUUUUAAAAAACACAAAAAAUGAUGAAAAAAGAAAAUAUCUUGCGUGAUGGUAUCAUUGACUUUAUUGAACGUGAUCGUUCCGUGAGAGCAGCUUUGUGUAGUUUUUAUUAAAUGAGAAAAACUGAACGAACGAGAGAGAGAGAGAGAGAGAGAGAGAGAGAGCAAGAGAACGAGAGAGUGAGAUACAGACACACAAUACACAAACUUAUAAGUACGAAUUUGAGAAAUAAUUAUAGGAAUGUGCCUGUUCAACGGUCAGAUAUACGAUUUUUAUUAUCUUCCCUCGUGAGAAAAUCGCGAAUGGUGAAUAAUUCCUUCCCCUUUCCUCAUAGUCAUUAUGCCAUUUUGAGAUCGAUUAUAUAUCAUACACCAUAUUACUUUCCCUUCCUUCUCUAACGACUUAUUCCUCAUAUAUAAAUAUGUAAUUUUUCCACCGAGAAUACGUGCAUACAAGGAACACCAUUAUUUUGACUACACGUUUCCUUGAUUACAGGUUAUACUCAAUGUGAAAAAUGAAGAGGAGGUGCAAAAACGAAAAGAAAGCUGUUUUUCCGUAUAACGUUUCCUUUUUGUCCCUAUUGCAAUUUCCCAUAAAAAAAAACUUGUUUAAGUAAAUAUUGUCAAAUCGAUAUGAUCUUUAAUUAAAAUGAAAAAACUGACUACUAUAUAUUGCAGAA
Messenger RNA from Venturia canescens, 2890 nucleotides. RefSeq names its product casein kinase II subunit beta (gene CkIIbeta). Gene Ontology annotation, molecular function: protein kinase regulator activity. The transcript is spliced from 5 exons. Bases 413 to 1078 code for a protein of 221 amino acids. The record is from RefSeq and is a predicted model, not a curated record. NCBI's taxonomy places the organism in Eukaryota, Metazoa, Arthropoda, Insecta, Hymenoptera, Ichneumonidae. Gene Ontology annotation, cellular component: cytoplasm; protein kinase CK2 complex.